This is a messenger RNA of Paramacrobiotus metropolitanus, 2463 nucleotides long. RefSeq lists its product as uncharacterized. The record is from RefSeq and is a predicted model, not a curated record. The transcript has 5 exons. Lineage: Eukaryota; Metazoa; Tardigrada; Eutardigrada; Parachela; Macrobiotidae. The coding region runs from base 131 to 2230 and encodes 699 amino acids.
GCUCUGUCUGAACCUGCCGUCGCUGUUUAGUAGCUGCGGGCGGGAAAUGGUGCUAUAGUUUGUACGGGUAUUUAUAUUUACUUACACACCGUUUUGCUGCCGCAUAAUCCGGAAAAUUUUUUUCCCUAAGAUGGGGAUUAAACAGUUUUUCACAAAUUUAUUAGACAAGAAACCGUAUUCAUCCUAUCCAGAAAUUUUAUGGGAAUCCGUCUUGGUACUGUGGUUUGCAUGCCAGAUUUGUUUGAAGAUUGGUUUACGCGUUCUUCCAGAAUGGGGAACCAGUCGCUUAGACCAGGAUACAUACAGCCCUUUCGAUUACCUACUCCAACGUUCUGGAUUGAAGGUUGACGAAUGCUUCUGGGACGACGCCUUGUCGGGAUGGAUCCAACCGCAUCUGUCCACCGCUGCCCGUUUGGUAUCGAGUGGCACGUCUGGGGUUCUUCCCCUUGCUUCAACCAGAAUCCUGGGCUACGCAGUCACAAUAACCACCAUCGUUCUUGCGGGCAUCUUAAGCGUCUCGUUAGUUUACCUGGCAGUCGUCAACCGCCACUGGACCCAACCGUUAGCGAAGAACCAGCUGCCGUACUGUCGCAGAUUUGCAACGCAGAUCCAAAAGUACAUUAAAUACGCCACCAGAAUUCAGCUGUCCGACUGCAUGGUAUUCGGGCUGCAUGUGGCGGUUGGCAUCGUCAGCUUCGUCGUCUACUACCCCGGCUGGAUGAUCUUCAACGCCUUGAUAGUAUUUAUGGCGUGGAUGUUUGUCACACUGGCCAUAAAUAUUGCUGGCCCAUCCGCGGUAUUUCCUGGCUGUAUCAUGUUUUCUAGCAUACUGACCGUUUACUGUAUCGGCAGAAUUUGGGGAUUGUGGAUGAAUAACACCUAUGCUGCACUGAUUAAAAAAGGAGUCAGAAAACUGACUGCUGCAAAAUCCACCGAGAAGCCUUUAUCAAACGAUGCCCCAUUGGAAAAGACAUUGGCUGGUAAUGACAGAAAGCAUGGAAGAGGACGCUGGGGAACUGCAGCAUGCUACAUGAUUGCCUUUUGCAUUGGAUGCAUUGUCGUCAGCCACAACGUCGACCCAUUGUUUAACAAAUUUCCCGCUGUCGUUCAAUGGUUAAGCAGCACCGUCACGAGCAACACCGGAAGUAGCAACACCGGAAGUAACAACACCGAAAGUGGCAACACCGGAAGUGGCAACGCCGGAAGUAGCAGCACUGGGAGUUGCAAUACUAGAAGGGGUAGCUGGACGUAUUGGCAGGUUGUCAGUACAACGGGGAACUGCACUAAACCCGGAACACGAUUCGGCCAAGAAAUCACGAUGCUGUCAUACUGGGUGGACCUGCAAUCUGCAGAACUGCGCUCGAUGCCAGCUAGCAGCAAUACCGCGCUGCUGCUCAGCUUCACCCCGUCCUUCUCACCAGCCGUCGGAUGGACGUUUCUGGUGUGGAGUGGAGUGCUGUCCGGCCUCAGCCGUAUACCGAUUAUGGCCAUGCGUUGUGCUGUAUGGAGCACGGUUGUCAUCUCCGUCAUGUACUCCUGUGGACUGCUCUUAUGGACGGGUGUUCGUGCCUGCUGUAAAAAAAGCCCACGAGAUGUUAAAGCCGAGCGAAGCAGUAGAAGCCCACGAGAUGUUAAAGCCGAGCGAAGCAGUAGGACCGAAAACAGGAAACAAUCACCGCUAUUAACUGCGGACGUUUCGACGCAGGAGACCGAUAUUGCGAACCGGGAGCCAUCGGCUCAUUUGCCGGAGUUGAUUAACGUUACGAUAGAUGAUACUCGCUCUUGCACUGUACCUUCCGACCAUUUGCUAGGGGAUACCAUUGGCAACCAAAAACUCCCGGAAGCAAAGGACAGUCACGCUGUAGAAGUGUCUAUCGAAUGUGCACCUAACCCGAAUGAUGCUGCGGAGCCAUCAGAAUGUGGCGGCCUGUGUGACAUAUGGGGUUAUAGGAAGUUAGGCCUGCUGCUCGUCAUUUGCCCCUUAUUGUGCGGCUGGGUACUCCCGUAUCCAGUGGUGGGCCUCUUCCUGCCUGAACGUCUGCAGCUGCCCGGCUUGCUGUUGCUGCUGACGGCGUACUCGAUUUGGAUGUACUGCAAGCUUGUACAGUUUGUCCGGCUGACGUGGCGCGAUUGGUGUUGCUGUACAAAAAAAUUGGAAGGGUGUUGCUUUGGUCGAAAUCGCGCGCAACAACCCAGCCCACACGCCGAGGAGUGUGUUCGUCUUUCUUAAAAUCAUUCGGCUGGUGUUCGGCUUUUUAGCUCGUUUUGUGAACCUGGCAUGAUUAAUACCGGAGGAGUUAAAUUUCUGCUGUCUUUAUUAAUAAAACAGAGUAUUUGUUGAUUUUUAGUGUAAAUUUCAAUAAGUUUAUUGGGCUGGACGAAAAAAAUGAUCUGAAUAUGAAAAUUGUUUUGUGGCUUCUGUGGCCGCGAUUUGCAUUCAUACAUAAACUUUAGAUAAUUCCA